AUGGUUCUGCUCAUGUACAAAUUUGUGAAAGAACUGCAGGUGCCAGAUAAACCCGCUCGUCAUGAAUACACGCAGAUCCUGAUCUUCAGACUGGAGCAGGAGCCGCUGGAGGAACAUCUGAAACUCUCGCUGAAGAUGGAGUUUGAUAAGGAGGAUCGUGAAGAAGACACGAGUGACUCUGACUCAUGCGGAACUACAGAUGAAGAAACUGAGGAGGAAGAAGAUCUGAUGGUAGAGGAAAGUGAAGAACUCAGUUUAGAUGAAAGUGAGGAACUGAGUGAAGAGGAACAUCAGAAAUCUGACAAUUUCAAAACUGGACAGAAAUCUAAAAAGACUGUGUCACGAAAAAGAGCCGGAAGAGCAGGAUCUGGAAAGACAUACACCUGCCGUCUGUGUGGAAAGAGCGUCACAACGAAAGCAAGCCUGAAGGAUCACACGAUGAUUCACACUGGAGAGACGCCGUUCCCAUGCAGUCACUGUGGAAAAGGGUUCAGAUACAAGGUAGCCCUUAAGGAACACAUACGGAUUCACACCGGAGAGAAGCCUUUCCCAUGCCGUCACUGCGGGAAGAGUUUCAGACACAGAGCAAGCCUGAAGGGACACACAAAAACUCACACCGGAGAGAAGCCCUUCACAUGCCCGCAGUGUGGGAAGAGUUUUGCCCUUAAACAAAGCUUCACUGUUCACUUAAAGUCUCACUCCAGCGAGAAGCCCUUCUUCUGUUUUCACUGUGGAAAAGCUUUCAAACGGCUGGAACUCCUGAAAAUGCACGAGAAGGUUCACAGCGAAGUGAAAGUGCAGAAAGUGAAGCCGUAUCACUGCGCUCAAUGUCAUAAGAGUUUCGUGAAGAAUAGAGAUUUUCAAAGACAUUUAAAAUCAUCCAGGCAUAAUAAAUACAGGUGUCUGGAAAGACUCAUGCUGCAAGCUCAAACCUCGGGUCACGGUUCGCCCUCAGGAGCAAAUGUGUCCCAAAAGAGCAAUAUAAUUCACUAGAACACAUUCCCUGCAGUGAGAAGCAGAGCGGGACAUGAAUAUAAACUCAUCUGGUGACGUGAAGGGAUGAUAUUCUUUAAUGUUCAGGAGUAACAACUGUUGUUUUAGUUUGUUUAGUUUUCAUAGUUACUCAUUUGUUCAUUGAUUAGCCUCACCUGUUCCUUGUUUUAUCCCUCAUUUAUUCUGUGGAUUAAUGCUCCCUGUUUGGUUCGGUUCUUGCUUUCAUCUAAAUGGUUUGGUUUAAUGUGCUUCUGCAUUUUUCCAGUGUUCCUGAGUGUUUUCAUUUAAUAAAUACCACUUUGUCUCUAGA
This is a messenger RNA of Megalobrama amblycephala (Wuchang bream), 1303 nucleotides long. RefSeq names its product gastrula zinc finger protein XlCGF8.2DB-like. The transcript is spliced from 3 exons. NCBI's taxonomy places the organism in Eukaryota, Metazoa, Chordata, Actinopteri, Cypriniformes, Xenocyprididae. The coding region runs from base 1 to 993 and encodes 330 amino acids. The record is from RefSeq and is a predicted model, not a curated record.